Sphenostylis stenocarpa is the source of this 300-nucleotide messenger RNA. NCBI's taxonomy places the organism in Eukaryota, Viridiplantae, Streptophyta, Magnoliopsida, Fabales, Fabaceae. The record is from the annotation of a GenBank genome assembly.
AUGAGUAGAGGUGAAAGUUCUGGUGGUGGACACAGCUCUUUGGGGUAUCUAUUUGGGUCAGAAGAACAGCCAAAUCAGUCUCAACCCACAAAAACAGUUUCAUUACCACCCUAUGGCAUUGAAAUCGACAACACCAUGCUCCCUCACGCUGUUAAUCCUCCUAACACCCAACUUGUUGUCACAAACAACCGAUCUCAAGGCCACCACUUGGGAAACAUUGUAACUGAUCGUCCAUCAACAAAAGUUAAAUCGGUACCUGGUGGUCAUUCAUCGCUUGGAUACUUGUUUGGAGAUAAGUGA